Molecule: messenger RNA, 1696 nt
Organism: Danio rerio (zebrafish)
Lineage: Eukaryota; Metazoa; Chordata; Actinopteri; Cypriniformes; Danionidae
Gene: dhrs12la
Product: dehydrogenase/reductase 12-like a
Source: RefSeq, marked predicted
GGAGCGGCAGCGCGGGGGAGAAUCAUGUCUCUGUACCGGAACUCAGCAUGGUUCCUCAAAGGACUCACCGAAUUCACCAAGGGGGCGUUUCUGUCGGCGUCUAAAAACUUUGUAGAGAAAGACCUGGAGACGUCGAUGGCGGGCCGAUCCUUCAUGAUCACCGGAGCCAACAGCGGCAUUGGGAAAGCAGCCGCCAUGGCCAUCGCCAAGAAAGGUGGUACAGUCCACAUGGUCUGCAGGAACAAAGACAAGGCAGAGGAAGCCCGAGCCGAGAUCGUCAAAGAGUCUGGAAACAAAGAGAUCUAUGUGCAUAUUCUGGAUCUGUCCGAGACCAAGAAGGUGUGGGAGUUUGUAGAGUCUUUUAAGAAAAAGUACAAAACCCUCAACGUCCUGAUCAAUAAUGCCGGCUGUAUGAUGACUAAAAGAGAAGUGAAUGGUGAAGGUUUGGAGAAAAGCUUCGCUAGCAACUCUCUGGCGGUGUUCAUCUUCAUCAAGAGUCUGAUUCCUCUGCUGGAGAAGAGUCCUGACCCACGUGUGAUCACCGUCUCCUCUGGCGGAAUGCUGGUGCAGAAACUGCGCACUGGAAACUUGCAGUCGCAGAGAGGCAGAUACGACGGCACUAUGGUGUACGCGCAGAACAAGAGGCAGCAGGUGGUGAUGACGGAGCAGUUCGCUAAAGCUCAUCCCAGCAUCCACUUCUCUGUCAUGCACCCUGGAUGGGUCGACACGCCGACUAUUGCGAAUGCGAUGCCUGAUUUCCACAGCUCAAUGAAGGAGCGUUUGAGGACACCAGAGCAAGGAGCAGAUACAGUGGUGUGGCUCGCCGUGUCUGAAGCGGCUGCCAAAAACCCCAGCGGACGCUUCUAUCAGGAUCGGAAGAUGGUGUCGGCUCAUCUUCCUCUGGCUUGGACACACAGCUCACAGCUGGAAGAUCAGAAAUUCAUGAGCGUCAUGGAGGAUCUGGCCAAGGGCUUCCAACCUCACUAAAUACACUCGCAUGAAAGAAUCGCAGCACAAAUAGAUGUUAAACACUAACACACACAUUUGACCAGCAUACAUGCAUUAUUCUCACCUGUAAAAGCAGUGUGAAUGUACUCACCGUGCCUCACCACCAAUGUUUAGCUGUAGAUUAAACAUCCUCCAGAUCUCUGAACGUUUGAAGGUGUGAACGACUGUUACGCUUAAUAAAUGCUUCAAAACAUUCGUCUUUUACCACAGUGACUACUUCGUUUUUUAAUAUUAUCGUACAUUUCAUUUCUCUCCAAUCACUGGCCGCAUCAGGCGCAGGAACGUUUCUUUUGACACCAUGUGAUCAAUCUCAGCCAAUCACAGUGAGCUCUCACUCUCACUGUGCCGGUGACUCCAACGAAUCAGGUCAAUCUGGUGGGAACCCGCUCUGACCGGAGUCACCCAGCUGUCAAUCACUCACUCAGCCAAUCAAGUGGUGAAACUGACCGAACAGGACACUUCCUGCUGUUUGGGGGACAGUGAUUGGACGAUUCUUGGGUGGACUGACACCUGAUGUUCCAGAGGAAUGGGGAAGUGAUGUGUGUGUUUUUUUUUUUUAAUCAUAAUUUAUUCUCUAAAUAAUGAAUGAUUCCAUUUCUACAUAUAUCGAUUGGGUUAUUAAUAUUUAUGACACGACUGUACUCUGAUACUUUUUGGUCAAAUGUUAAUAAAUGUCUUUGAAAGCGUG